CACUGUCUUGCCGCCUUUUGAUGUCCCCAUCCCGCCGCCCGUUGAUAAAUAGGAAACCGCUUCCCCCUUGCCGUUUCAGCUGACAAGCUUCCAGAGUGUCUUUUCCUUCUCGAACCACCUGAGAGCCUGAUGCCCCUCCUUACAAACACUACCCUCUCCGUGUUCUCCAGCACGAAGUGGUUGCAAAGCCGGGACGAAUACACGGGUGGGCGGGACGGAGUCAGUAAAUUUAAAAUAUGUAGGGGCGAAGUAUUGUCUGCUACAGAUCUUCAAGUUCCAAUGCGACCUACCCGAGCUGGAACUGGUGACGGUAUGGGAUCAAGGAAUAUUAUCAUUCCAAAAACGCCUGCUCGGGAAAAGCAAAAUCCUUCGAAUGAAAUUGAAAGUUUGCACGGUACUAUUAAUCAGCUCCAGAAUCAAAUGAAAUAUCUGCAACCUGGGGAUGGCAGCUUCAAUUCUACAGAUUUCAGGUGGAGGCUGAAUAAAAUAGAAAAAGAAAAAUUGGAAUUAACCAGCAAAUUUAAUGAAGAGCGUUCAGCAUUUGAAAGUCAUGUUGCUAGGUUGCGAGCACAACUGGAGAAAGGAGAAGCAAUGCGACAGACCCUGGAGUAUGACUUGGCUGUGUCUAAGAAGGAAGCCAGUGUCGUGCGAACUACUUCAGAAGACAGAAUAGAGUCUAUACACAAAAUACACGCACAAUUGAAAGUACAAAAUUCAGAACUUCAGCAGAAAGUGGAGAAUUUGGAAAGGACUUCACAAAUUCUGCAACAAGCAAGGGAAGAUGAUCAGCAGAGGUUUCAAAGUGAACAGGAGGAUCAUGAGAAGAUCAUUCAGAACUCUAAUACAGAAAAUGAAUUCCUGAUAGCUGAAAGGAAUCGAAUUAAUACUAUCUUGCAGGACCAGGAGCAAACGUUUGUUGAGCUGCAAAAACGAUUAAAAGAGCUAGAAGUUGAGCGCAAUAGUCUCACCGAAGCACUGCGAAGGCAGGCAAAAGAAUUUGAGUACAGUAUUGAUCGAGAGGAGCGUCUGAAAAAAGAGCUGGAGAUGGGAAAACAAAGAGUGAAACUAUUGGAAGAAAAUAUUGAGGCAGAAAGGGCUGCCCAUCUGGAGUCAAAGUUCAACUCUGAAAUUAUUCAGUUACGGAUUCGUGACCUUGAGAAUGCAUUGGAAGUGGAAAAAUCAAGCCAUGCAAACGCAGUGUCAACUUUGGAAAUGAUCAAGCAACAACUCAGGGAUGUUGAAUUCUCGUAUGAACGGGAGAGAACAAAAGUUGUAGAAUCGACAGAUCAAUUACAGAAAUUACAAAAGGAAUAUACUGCUACAAAAACUCAAUUGACAAUUGAAUUGGAAGAGAAGAAUGAUGCGAUUGCCGAUCUUUCAAAACGACUUCAAAGGCAUGAAGAAAGUUUUGAAAAUCUUUGUGAUGAAGUAACAAAAGCAAAGAAGCGUCAUGCUUUCCUGGAAGAGACAUAUGGGGGCAGCAUGAGAGAGCUGGAACUCCUUUUGGCUAAUUUUGCUGUGUCAGGCUCACGGUCAUCAGUCAAUCUAAGGGACAAAGAUAAGUUGUUAAACCCCUCUGUCGUCCUUGAGAAUUUGAGGCAAACCAUGACAGAUUACCAGAGCAGGCUAGAAGACACGUCUAAUGAGCUAAACAGAGUGAAGGAUUUGUACGACAAGAUAAAUGAGCAGUGUGAGGCAUAUAAAGAACUGAUUUGGUCAAGGAAUGAAAAUCGUGAGAAAAUUCAGGAAGAACUGGCAGUUACAAAUAAAAAGUUAAACCACUGGCGAAGCGAAUGUGCUGAAAAGGAUGCCCUUAUUGAUGCUAUGAGCAUGGACCUACAAAAUGUGAAACAUUGCUUUGAGAGGGAGAAAAAUUCCAAUGUUGAAGCUAAAAAUGAAAUUCAAAAGCUCACACGAGCUCAUCAAGUGGAUGUAGAGGAAAAGCUGACCUUUCUUCACGGCUUGUACCAGCGUCUGACAGCAGGCUGUGUAGUCAUGAAACAACCAGAUAGCAUGAUGUCAAAAUUCUCCUGGCCAGAACUGUGCUCUAUUCUGCAAGAAAAUGUUGAUGCCUUCAUUUCAGAUCUUAACAAGGCCAAUGAAAAGGAGUCCUACUUGGAGCACAUUUGUCGAAAUAAGGAAGAAACUAUACAGCAGCUACAGCAAAGUCAAGAAACUACCUUCAAUAAACUAACUGAACAGAUGAAAGAGCGAGAGGCUACUUGGCAAAAACAGAAAAAUGAAAUGGAGCAGCAUUAUUCUGAACUCCUUGGGGAGGUUCAUUCAAGGGCACAGUCAUGUCAUCUUGGAGCAGAAGAAGCCAAAGAAAAAGUUUCCAGUCUGGGGAAAGUCAAUGACCAGUUGACACUUGAACUAUCGUUCACAAAGAAAUUAUUGUCUCAGAAACAAAAGGAACAUGUCGCUUUGCUGGCAGCUUGUGCUCUGAUGGCAGGUGCUAUAUACCCAUUAUACAAUAGAUCCUGUGAAUUGUCUGUGCAGAAAGACUUCCUCAAAGAACAAAUUAAUGCGUGUGAAUAUUUCAAAAAUGAAAUCAGGACUGUUGUCCAGGUUCUUUCUCUGGAAGGAAAUCCGAGCAAAUCCAAGAAAAGGAAGAAGCCUCCAAGAGGACUGAUUCAGAUUUUCCGAAAAAGUGUUAUUGCAAUCAUAGCAGCCAACAGACUUCGAGCCUUUGGUCUGGGAUGUAGGCCGCUGUUUACUUGGAGUGAGGGAAUAAAGAACAAACCAAGACUUGCAGUUUGCUCAGGCAACACAAAGUCCUCUUUCACUGGUUCAAGACAGGAACAGGAGCAGAACCAAUUUACAAAGGCUGUUGGAUGGUUUUCAAGUUCUGACCUAUUGGCUGCAAUAGUUGAAACUAUGUCUGAAUUACAAGAUGUUAUCAUGAAAGCACACCCAAAUCACCUUCUUUCAAACUGGUCAAUGGAAAAUGCAGCUAAGAGUUCUUUUUCAAAAUUCAUGGACAGAUUAAGUGUGGAAAUGGAAAAUGUCUCGGUCUGGUGUGACAAACACACAGGAUGUGGACGUAAAAAAUCAUUAGUACAAAUACUGGGCUGUGGACUAUACAAAGUCAAUGCAAGAGCAGGAAAAGAAGGAUGCCAAGUCACCAUGCCUAUAAAGCAAUGCGUGGAAGUAUUGAAGAAGCAGAUCCUUGAGUUUACCCAGAGGUUGCAUGCAGCAGAAAUAGAACGGCGUUCAUUGCGUUUGGAACUCACACAACUCAAAAAUUACGUGAGUGACUUGAAAAGAGAAACGGGCAAAGCUCAGAUCCUUCAACAACAGCUGACUGACCUCAAACAGUCUCUCAAGACACAGAAGAUGGUUCCAUUUGAGAGAUUUGGCAGUAUUUGCGAAGAGCUGAAUAAUGCCUUGCAAAGGGAACAGCAAGCCCAGCUUCUAUUAAAUGAACAAGCCCAUCAGAUGCAGGAGUUAAAUCUACGACUGGAGCAACAUUCAAACAAAGAAGCUGAGAAGAAUCAAACACUCUCUGACGCUGUAAUGAGUCUCUCCGAAGCGAAAAUGGAACUGAGGAGAAAAGAUCAAUCUUUGCGUCAGCUAAACAAAAACCAAGCACAGCUGGAGCAAGACAAACGGCAACUUGAGGAGAGCAUCCAAGAUGCAGAAAACGCCUUGUGCAAAGCAGCAAAAGACAGAGAACACUUGAUUAGUUACCUGAGAGGUUUGGACGUCGGCUUUCAACAGGUCAGAGAUCAGAUCUCACUGUCAUGGUCUGUGACAGCAAGGAAUGACUUUACCCUGCAGCUCCCUAAGCUGCAGCUGGAGACCUUGGUAGCGAAAGGGCCAAAGGAUGGCCUGGAGGUUACAUCAUUGCAGAACUUAACCCAGACUUUUACGGACAUUUACCAGCUGGCUAGCUCCAGGGUUACCGCUCUGGAAGCAGAAAUUGCUUCACAUCAAAAACACAUUGGGGCUCUUAAAUCAGAACUUCAGACGGCAUGCCUGCGUGAAAAUAAUGCCUUAGUUCCACUAAUCAGGACUCAGAUGAAUCAACCAUUUGCCUCCCAUUCUGACAUGCUGUUGCCACAGGAGAAGAAUAUCAGUCAGGACUUUGCACCCUUGCAGGCUGAAAUGGACACUUCCUACAGCAUUCUGAGAGAGAGGUCAGGGAACAGCAGACCACAAUCACAUUCCUCAACAUACUCUCUUCAUGUCAGUUCAACCACUGGAUCCACAAGACCAGUACAGAAUGGCUUUUACAGCACACUUAGAUAACAAUUCUAAAGUCUAUUUGAAUGCAUGCAUGAACUAAGUAAACAACUCUGAAUGGCAAUCGGAAGCAAUCCUGCAUUUAUGUGUUAAAAUAAGCCUGUGUUAUUAUUCAUUUUAAUUUUUAAUUGAAUAGCUGUAUUUUUAAAUCCAAAAAGAAGUAAUUUUGCAUAGGUUUAAAAUCAAUAAGCCAUUUUAGUCUCUAUCUAUCAAAGUUUUUAUACAUGUCUGUUUUAAAGUGGGAUACAGCACUUUAAUAGGAUCGCUAAAGCUAUUUGAAGUGUAUACCAAUGAUUCCUGUCAUUUCAUGGCAGCGCUGCCAUGGUUCACUGAGCCCCCUCUUUGCUCUUGUCAACCAAACUGAAGACAAGCAUUUAGUUGCUAACUUUAAGCAGGUUGUGCAGACCAAGAGGAUGUGACUGGUUCUUCUCGACACAGUAAUGUCAUUCCUGGUCAGUGUGAGAAGGUCAGAUUGCCUCGCUCCUGAGCUACAUGAUGAUAGCAUUGCUCAGCUGAAUGUACUGAGUGAACAGUUGGAUCUGGUCCCUGCAGGCCCCCAACCUCAACCUUUUACAGGUCUGACGAGGAAAGGUGAAACAAAUGUGUCUGGAGAACUGGAGGUGACGUGUGUAUAUGGUACACAGUCAGUGUCUGAAUCAGUAUCAUUAUUGCCACUUAUCCACGCUUUCAAAGACUUCCUGAAGUAAUUCCUUUAGCCUUAAUGGAAAAAGUGAAACAGGCUUAUUAUUAAGCUGGACUGCUGCAGCUAAGAAAUCAGACUGUCCACAAGACCUGCUGCAGAUGCUGUGCAGCACACCCAGACCACUGACAUUCUGUUACCAAAUGUGAGGUUUCACAGCAGAGCACAACCUGGUUUUGUUACAGCAUGCGCAUAUAGAUUACUGUUCCUUUUACUCAAGCAAUGGAGGAUUCCUCCUAUUCCCUCUCGCCUGAAGGUAAUGUACUGGAACGCCAAAGUUAUACAUGGGAGCAAACAAAAAGGUGCAUGGGUAGAUCAAGUAAGGAGAAUGUAAUAUUUUUGCAAUCUCUAGGUUGAUUAACCUUCUUUCCAUCAAACUGUACCACAUGUAACAAAAGGUCCGGUGUUAGAAUAGGAGCACUUGCCCUGCAUUUUCUGCUUUGUAGCACACAGAAGAAAAAAGCACACAUCAGGCCAAGAUGUCAGUGUGUUGACAGCAAGCCCCUGUGACAUUUCAGCUCGAAAGAGCAAAUGUCUUGCAACCAACUGGUCAAAUAUCAAAUAAUAGGUCAGGCAGGAAAAAACUGAGUGGUAACCACGAGGUGAUUUCUGGUAACAUCUUUGACAAGCUUCUGGGUGCAGAGUAAGUAGAUGUAGAUGUGGAGUAAGAUAAUGUUUUUGCACAAACAGUACAGUGAUAGAUAACAAAAAAAUUAAUUAGUUUUGCAUUCAGAAAGACUAAUUCUGUUUUAGUCUCCUUAAUACCUAGUAUGUUACAAUAUUCAAUAAAUUCAUUAAAAUUAUUAAAAUAAUGUGGAACAUGCAAAUUACUUAUGCCUGCAAACAAAUAUCAUUUAACUAUCAAAGCAGCAACAACUGUACAGUAACAUUGAUAAAUUAAUAAUUAUCAUUUUAAAUGCAAGAUAAAUUUAUAUUCUUCCUUUAUACUUCAUUGUACAUAUGGUGGCAACAGGUAUAAUUAGCAACAACAAGGUCUGAAUAUAGUUUAAUUCACGGACAUAUUCAAAAUCAACUAUUUUUCAAUGAGAUCGCAGUAAAUAUAAACUACAUUUGUGCAAGCAUCUACAGUCAUUUAAGAUAUUUUGAUGACAGUCUAUUCAGCUCAAGCUAAGGAAACAUUUUCUGUACAAACAAAGAGAGUAAAUUUGAAUCAAAAUCUGGCCAUCUGAGAUGCUACAUAUCUGUGGUGAGCAGCAAUUUGUGGGAACGAAUUGUAGGAUUCCAAGAAUCAUGAAGUGGGAGAAAUGAGUGUUGUUUCCAGCACCAUCUCUGGCACCCCAUGAUUUGCUGGAGAUAAUAUUUUCCUUGUUGAAUGGCCUUAUCCAAAUUCCCUGGACUGAUUAAGGUGCCAGACAGUAGUGCAACCAAUAUAUUACCUACAGUUCAGAAAAUGCCUUCCUUAUGUUGUUGGAGCUCCAGAAUAAAUUGCAGCUAUCCUCUGGGAAGUGCUGUGACACCCAGAAGGUUUGGGGUUGGGAGUUCAUUUUUAAAUGGCCGUUUUGAAAGCGUAUAUUUUAAACUUGAAAUUCAUCUUUUCAUUCUCUUAUGAUCAGGCAAGUUUUAGGCCAUGUGCACUAGAGGUUUUAUUAUGAGCUUUACAAUUGUGGUACCCCAUCAGGUGUAUGACACUUUUCCCAAAUAAACAUCUACUUAAGGAUGAUUCAGGCACACAAACCGAUGCACAGGUUUAGUACAAUUCAUUAGUCCAAUAGCCAACAGUUCUAAGUCUUCUUAUAUCAUUCUAAUGGAGCAUUAGAGGAAAAGCAAAAUUCUUGUAGAGAUCUCAGGAUAUGUGUGUAUAUCCAGAUUCAAAGCUUAAGUGACUAGCGAAAGCAAGGUUGAAAUGUUAUCUUAUCUAGCGAAUUAACAAACAUUGUACAAUUUCAGAAUUUCUUUAAAACUGCUUCGAUUCAAUAUCAAUUUUGGAAGGGUUGCAAUGAAAUGUCGUACACAGAAUUUCCCCAGCUCUAAUCUAAAUCGGUGAUUAUAAAUAGAUUAUUAAAUAAUUUUGGAAGUGAAAUUUUACUAGAUUUAUAAUUAUUGCAUUAUAAAAUCAAAAAUAAUGACAUUUUUAUGUAUUGUUAAUGUUUGGGACUUGAAUAAAGAGUUACUGUUCAUGCCUUAUUUGUUUUUUUUUAUCUGUGUAUUCUUUGUCAUUAUGUUUGAAUUUGUGUUUGUAUAUAUUUUAUGGUUGUUGUGCAUUUCUUGUAAUUUUGAUUCAUUGAUUUUAAACUAUGAUGUACUUGACUAUGUUUGUAGACAUUUUAUUAAACGUCACGCUGGCAUUUUAAA
Leucoraja erinaceus (little skate) is the source of this 7258-nucleotide messenger RNA. RefSeq names its product coiled-coil domain-containing protein 171-like. The transcript is spliced from 25 exons. The coding region runs from base 130 to 4251 and encodes 1373 amino acids. The record is from RefSeq and is a predicted model, not a curated record. NCBI's taxonomy places the organism in Eukaryota, Metazoa, Chordata, Chondrichthyes, Rajiformes, Rajidae.